AGCGCUGCGCGUCCCCGGCGUGUCGCCGCCUCCCCGAGCAGCAGCUCUCCCUCCGGCGUCCGCCCCCGCCGCACCGCCGGCGGGCGGGCCGCGGGGGACCCGUGCCCGGGCGGCAGCCGGGCCAGCAGCGGGUCGGAGGAGAACCGCCGCCGCAGCCGCCGCAGCCGCCGCAGCUCGUCCCGGCGCCAGGACGGGGAGAGCCGAGCCUCGCCGCCGCCUGCCUCCGCCAUCGCCGGCGCGGGGCGGAAGCCGACCGCCGCCCCGUCGGUUUCGCUCCCGGGAGGCGCUUCGAGAUGGGGUCUGAAGAUGAACAGGAGCCUAAGACCAACCAGGAGGCACAAGCAGUUGUUGGGAACACAGACCCCACUAGUGCCAAACAAGAUGCUGAACACGAAGAGGCAGUUAGUUCCCGGGUGCAAAGGAUAGAGAGGUGCUGUAAAGAGUGUUUCCUGCAGUCAAAACUCUUUUGGCUAUGCCUAAUUUUUGGAUUUCUGCUGGUGAUCAUCAUUACAUUUGCUGUAAAACAUGAGAUAUCUCACCACAGAAAAUUUCCUCUUGAACAGUGUCCCAGCGAGUGGAUAGGUUAUAAAAAGAAAUGUUACUUCAUCUCAGAGGAAGAAAAAAACUGGACAUCUAGUCAGACCUUCUGCGCUAAGAAUCAAUCCUUGCUGGCCAUUUUUGAAAACCAGGAAGAAAUGAAUUCUUUAGCUAAACGUUUGAAUAUAGAUGACUCCUGGAUUGGAUUGCGCAAGAAAGGUGAAACCUUCUACUGGGAGAAUGGCAUUGCCUUGAAGGAGGACUCUUUCCAGAUACGGAAUCACUCUGAAUGUGCCUACUUGGAUGCUUCCACUAUUUCUACAUCAGCAUGCUCUUUGCCCAGGCGCUGGAUCUGUUUCCAGCUUCCCUGAAGCGACGACUUAAAUCUUCACUUGAUGUUGACAGUUAAGACAUAACCAUCAUACGGUCACUUUGGAUACAUGGCAGGCUUACUGUGGCCACACUGUCUCAGACCAUCUGGAAGCCUAAGUUGGAGAGAAGAGGAUUUGUCUCCGCUUCUAAAACAUGCUUCUGGGUGUUCACUGCUAGGACAGAAGAGGAAUGUGCUUAGUCCAGUUUACAAAUCACCUGCAGUGGAGUAUACGAGUGCUGACUGAUGAAGCUGAAGGUUCAGUGGGAUAGAUCUGUGCUGAUCUUCUGAUAAAUAAGGAUCUCUUUCGUGUUUUCUUUCUUCUCAGCACAUGGCCUUGAGGAUAUGCAGCAGCCAGAAACAUCAGCCAGCCAGCACGUCUGCAGACAAAUCAGGGCUCUGGUUUCUCCAGAAAUGCUUCACUGAACUUUGUAUUGACUAUUUCAGUACAUUUCCCUAUGAGACAGUGUUCUGACCACACCUUAAGCCCCCAUUUGUCCCUCUUACCUCUUUUUAUUUCUGCACCUGGGUGAUUAAUCUUAUGUGUUUUUAAGUAAAGAAAUAUAUUCAGUUUGCACUGUGGCCAGUCUCUGGCCAUCACUGACAUCAACACUUCCUGUGACUGGAGUGAUGGAAACUUCAGUACUUACUAAAGGAAGGAAGGAACUUAAAAAGCCUAUCCUACUCCUCCAGCUUUUCGUGUGGUCUUUCAUGUUGAUGUUUACCAGGUUUGUUCAUGCUAAGAUUUGAGCUUGUUCAGAAAAUCAACAGGCACCCACCAGUAGGAUGAUUUGUGCCCAUUUGCAUUAUCUGCACACCUAGUGCACAGCCAUCUGAGGAAAAGUGCACGUUCAGGGUUUUUUUGCACCCCGUGGAAGCAGUGUUUUGUCUGUGCAGAAAAUGUCCUGCCACUGGAGAGUGUAGCAUUUACUGAUCACAAAGCGCAGGAUGACAGUGUUCUGAGGAGGCAGCGGUGGCAGGGGGGGGGACGUGAGAGCUGCCACCAUUUGCUGGUACCCCUGUGCUGAAGCUUCCCAGGCAUCAUCAGCACAACAUUUCAGCUGCUCCGUUCCCGGAGUGGGUGUGAGAGGUCUGCGUGAGCUUCUCACAGUUGCACUGUGUUUGCAAAAAUCUACAGCAGGUGGGUAGAGCAGAGAGCUGGGGGCAGUAACUUCGUUUGCCUCAGGGAGAUCAGCUGGAAUUUCUGUUGGAGCCUUCGGUUGGCUGGUUACUGAAAGGACACCAACAGAGACAUUUACAUUUCUCUACCACUUGCAUCUUACCUGCUAACGAUGAUAGAGUCAUCGUUUAGGUUGGAAAAGACCCUUAAGAUCAUCAAGUCCAACUGUAAAUGAUGUAGCAGGCUGGUAAGAAGUGCCUGGAAAGUGACCAAUAUAUACACAUGAUGCUAAAGGUGACAGGUUGUGUCACUGAAUUACUUUUUGAGAUCCUGUGUGGAGGGACACUAGUCCUGAAUCAGGUCCCACUGAUGGCAGCUUCCCACCCAAGUGCUUCCACAGCUAACUGCACGCAGGUUAGCCCUGCUUUACACUGGUGCAAAUUAAGUCAGAACUCACGCUCUGCAUUUCAGAAGCUGGACAGGUCAUUAUGACUUACAUAAAUAAUUUAUUUUGAUAGACUACGACGAGGAAUGUAACGAACCUCAAAGACCUGCAAUGUGAAAAGUUCCCUUUAUAAGCUCCUGGGAAGAGACUUUUUGAUAGAGGGAGUAGAGGAGGAGGUGUAAGACAGUUUGGGGCUCUUAGCUACUGUAACUUGGAUGUUCUGUCUGGGAUUCUGAGAUAACCAAGAGCUGUCUUGAUCAAAUUGCACUUGUAGACAACUACAGAUUUUGUUUUAUAUUUGUCUACGCUGAACUAAGCUAUUUUCUGUUAUCAACAGAUUUCCCCAUGUUGGAAGUUUUAAGGGAUUUUUGUUGUUAAAAGAAAGGUCUGACUGAGAUCAUCAGCUUUCAGGAAGCACAAGUGACUGGUGUGCCAGUCAGCUGUAUUUGCACAUGGACACACACUUUCAGCUUGUUCUUCUGAAAUUAGUGUUCAGGAUCAGGUGCUGAAGACAUAUCAUACCUGUACACAGUAAGCAGCAAAGGGAGGGAAUUACCCAAGAGUGACAGUGUCACGCUCACACAGGACUGUGUUAAAUAAGCAUUUCAAUAACUGAUUGGAACAUUUUUAAACAGAGAUGGGAUGGCUUAAAUGUCUAGUUAUGCGUGAUUCCUUGAAGUUCAGCACAACUGUUAUUUUUCUCAUAGGUUCAUUUGUAAGUUGUAUAAUAACUCAUUAAACAGAUCCCUUCCUUGCAAA
Molecule: messenger RNA, 3231 nt
Organism: Tyto alba (common barn owl)
Lineage: Eukaryota; Metazoa; Chordata; Aves; Strigiformes; Tytonidae
Product: C-type lectin domain family 2 member B-like
Exons: 6
Coding region: 294-908 (204 amino acids)
Source: RefSeq, a predicted model, not a curated record